Corythoichthys intestinalis (scribbled pipefish) is the source of this 1184-nucleotide messenger RNA. It is a transcript of the gene phb1, whose product is annotated as prohibitin. Bases 221 to 1036 code for a protein of 271 amino acids. The record is from RefSeq and is a predicted model, not a curated record. NCBI's taxonomy places the organism in Eukaryota, Metazoa, Chordata, Actinopteri, Syngnathiformes, Syngnathidae. The transcript is spliced from 7 exons. Gene Ontology annotation, biological process: mitochondrion organization. Gene Ontology annotation, cellular component: mitochondrion; membrane.
UUUUUAGUUGGCGAACCUCUUGGAGAGCCAAAGAGAAAAGCUCCCUGGUCUUUUUGUCGAUUGCUUCAUUUAAUGGCAUUUUGUUAGCUUUCGAGUUUUGAGUGAUACGUAUUUGUAAAAUUGUAUACAUUUUCGAUCCCGUAUUUUCCCCGUACUUGCUAACCGUGUUACACGCUAGCUAAUGAGUAAAAGCUAGCCAUGUCGAAUUAGAUUUUCCACAAUGGCCAAGCUGUUUGAGUCUAUUGGUAAGCUGGGGCUGGCCCUGGCCAUAGGUGGGAGUGUUGUGAACUCAGCUCUUUUCAAUGUUGAUGCAGGGCACCAGGCAGUGAUAUUCGACAGGUUCCGAGGUGUGCAGGAGUCUGUGGUCGGCGAGGGCACUCAUUUUCUCAUCCCGUGGGUGCAGAAGCCAAUCAUUUUUGACUGUCGAUCCCGUCCCCGAAACGUCCCCGUCAUCACGGGAAGCAAAGAUCUGCAGAACGUCAAUAUCACAUUGCGUAUCCUCUUCCGGCCGGUGAGCGCGCAGCUCCCACGCAUCUUCACCAGCAUUGGCGAGGACUACGAUGAAAGGGUGCUGCCGUCCAUCACCACGGAGGUCCUGAAGGCCGUAGUGGCUCGGUUUGACGCCGGUGAACUCAUUACGCAGAGAGAGCUCGUCUCUCGCCAGGUCAGCGAGGACCUUACAGAAAGAGCGUCCACAUUCGGACUCAUCUUAGAUGACGUUUCACUGACACACUUGACGUUCGGCAAGGAGUUCACAGAGGCCGUAGAAAUGAAGCAGGUGGCCCAACAGGAGGCCGAGAGGGCCAGAUUCGUUGUGGAGAAGGCGGAACAAUUGAAGCAAGCCGCCGUCAUCUCAGCUGAGGGCGACUCCCAGGCUGCCCUUCUCAUCGCCAACUCCCUCAUGGAAGCCGGCGACGGUCUGGUGGAGCUGCGGAAACUGGAGGCGGCCGAGGACGUGGCCUUACAGCUUUCCCGCUCGCGGAACGUCACGUACCUGCCGUCGGGGCAGGGCACUUUGCUCCAACUGCCCCAGUGAUGAUCUGUAUCUGCGUACAGAACUAUAUUCAGUCAAUCGCGUGAGCCAAUUGCUUAAGACUCGACUCUACGGCGACGCAUGUCUUAGCGUGUGGAUGUGAACAUGUAAAACACCAUAUUCCUCGACAACAAUAAAGUCUGUCUUUCUA